ACAAGCCAGCCAACAAUGGGUAUUUGCACUUCUUGCCACUCAACCUCCGUCGUCACCGCAAAACUAAUAUUACCCGACGGCAGAUUACAAGAAUUCAUCUACCCCACCAAAGUUCACCACGUCCUUAACAAAAACCCUUUAAUCUUCAUAUGCAACGCCGACGAAAUGGACUUCGACGACGUCGUUUCCCCCAUCAAAGACCAUGAGGAGCUUCAACCUGGGCACCUUUACUUUGCCCUUCCCCUCAAAAGGUUGAAGCACCCGCUUCAACCUGAGGAGAUGGCCGCAUUGGCCGUCAAGGCCAGCGUCGCACUGGCAAAAUGCAGCGCUGGCCAGCGUCGUAAAACAAAUAUUUGUUUUACGACGUCACGGGUUAAGAGUUCUAGUAGGGUGGCGGAUGUUGUCGGGUUGGGCCGGAGGAGUUGCCGCGGUGGCGGUGGCGGUACCGGUGGUGGGAAGAGAGGGAGCUUUAGGGUUAUGUUGAGUGCUAUACCGGAGUGAAGUUUUGGUAAAAGUUGAGUUGGUUGGUUUAGUAGAUGCGGUAAAUUAGUUGCUGAUGUGAAUUGGCGAUUACUUUUGUGACGAUGUCGUUUUUUAGCCGUUCACUUUGUUUACCUUUACCAUAUUGGGAAUAUUGUCACUUUUUUACCGAUGAUAUGGGUUGCUAUGGAAAUGUAAUGUCUUUGUUUUCGUA
Helianthus annuus (common sunflower) is the source of this 694-nucleotide messenger RNA. RefSeq lists its product as uncharacterized. The transcript has a single exon. Lineage: Eukaryota; Viridiplantae; Streptophyta; Magnoliopsida; Asterales; Asteraceae. The record is from RefSeq and is a predicted model, not a curated record. Bases 16 to 501 code for a protein of 161 amino acids.